AUGGAGUUUAUGAGUGAUCUUGGUUCAAGUGCGGACAUUUACCGUCCCACAUUAUUUGAACUGAUAUCACAAGAGAAAAUGCGUGAUUUAUUACAGCCGGCCGUAAAAUACGUUCUUUCCAUCUACGCUCAAAGAUAUCCGAGAUACCUAUUGAGAAUAGUCAAUGCUCAUGAAGAAUUCUACGCAUUAAUUAUGUUCUUUGUUGAAAGACAUUAUCUCAAGGAAUGGGGUGGCUCUUUUGCUGAGAAUUUCUACGGACUGAAACGGAUUCGAAGUUUACGAAAAGGAAAGGUGUUAUUAGAAGAAGAAACAUCCCAUAAAGAACUGAAAAAGCUAAGAGAUGUCGAUGUAUCAAGGUCGCUUAUCUUUCUUGUAGGACUUCCAUAUGUGAAGGCGAAGCUCGACGACUUGUACGAACGCCUUGGUGGAGGUAUUGAGGCGCAGCUACUUGGGGAUGACUCUGAUGAGGAAGAUUAUGAAGAUACAUCGCAGAUGAAUAGAUCAGAUCGCCUCAUAAGUUACUUUAAAAGAGGAUUCAAACGAUGGUAUCCUUGGAUAAACUUUCUAUACCAUAGCUCAAUAUGGAUUUUUGUCGUUGCAUAUCUGGCUGAAAAGACGCGAUAUCAUUCUCCAUGGUUAAAAUUACUUGGAAUUGAAGUUCGACGAAUGAGUUUGCAAGAUUAUCAAGAGUAUUUCAAACGGAAAAGUAGACGCCAAACACCAGCACCUCCAUCAACGUGGCUAGAAGCUUGUCGUAGAUCAUUGAUCGUUGGACUUGCGGGAAUAUUAAAUCUCUUAAAAAUUAUCCUACCAAUGUCUAUAUUCUUCUAUAAGUUUCUGGAAUGGUGGUAUUCAAGUGAUUACGCCAAGAGAAUUGCUGGCGAUUCGACGGUGAAUGUUCCACCACCAGAAAGAAUUGAGCCUGAUCCAGAGGGUAUUGGUAUACCCGAUACACCGAAUACAUGUCCGCUUUGUAUAGACGAGCUAAAAAAUCCAACGGCACUUCCAUCAGGAUAUGUCUUUUGCUACUCUUGCAUAUAUCCAUAUGUAGAAGAACAUGGCAAAUGUCCUGUUACGCUGAUUAAAGUCGAUAUUGAAGAACUAAGAAGGGUAUAUAGUGCAGGUUCUUAA
Molecule: messenger RNA, 1131 nt
Organism: Paraglomus brasilianum
Lineage: Eukaryota; Fungi; Glomeromycota; Glomeromycetes; Paraglomerales; Paraglomeraceae
Source: the annotation of a GenBank genome assembly